CAUUCACGAAAACGAAUUUGUUAACUUAAAAUAAAUUUGCAGGUUUUCGAAAUGAAAACCUAUUUCUCGUCAUUAUUUAUAGUAUUUAUUCUUAUACAAGCAAUCAACGGUCUGUAUGAAGACCAGAUUGGGAAAUUUGAUUGGCGCCAGCAGUAUAUAGGAAAAGUCAGCCAUGCAAUUUUUGAUUCAACAGGAAAGAAAAUAGUUGUAGGAACAGAAGAAAAUGUGCUCGCUCUCCUUCAUGCUGGGACAGGAAAAAUUGAAUGGCGCCAUCUACUUGGGAAUGGACCAAAGAGCAAAAUCUCUUCUCUUUUUGUAUUAAAUAACGGAAAAGUAGCAUCCAUCAGCAGUUCUCCAACUACUGUGAGAGUGUUUGAUAUGUCCUCGGGAAUCCUUCAGUGGGAAGCAACUGUCGCCAAGGAGAGCCAACCUAUUGUCAGCAAAUGGGCUGCUUCAACACGUGAUAUAGUAUUGGUUGAAAUCAACCCUUCCAAGUCUGGCUAUGAGCUGCUCUUAACUGAGUAUAGCUCCAACAGUGGAACAGAGAAUGUUUCACCGACCAUUGAGUUGCCGUGGUUCACUCCCGGAACUGAUUGCCAGCUGGUGUUUCCUCACUUGGUGUGCCUACAUCCUCACGACGACGCCGUCAACGUCGUAGAUGUGACGAACUCCGAUUCUCAUCAACGGAUUCAGUUUUCAGACCUUGGCGUUGCUGUAGGUGCUGGCCAAUCGGCCGUUUUCAGCAGCGUCAGCAGGAAUCUCGUGUCUUUGAGGACGACAGACACACUUUCCGUAUACAAAGUAACUGACGAGGGACUCCAAAGAAUCGGCGCUGAAUGGCCCAGUGAAACAGUACUGGUGAGCGUCCCAUCAGUUAAAGACGCUGAAGCUCAACAGAGAUACAUGUCCGGCUUGGUGAAACAAGAAAAAGAUUAUUUAAUCAGAAUUUACGAUUUGGAAGCCGACCGUAUGCUUGAAGAUGUCAGUGGGACGGUAAAGCUACCGGAAGAGGUGGGCGAAGCUAAUCUGCUUUCCACUUUUCUAAUGAGAAAAGCCAACGGAGAUCUCAGUUAUCGUUACGCCAUUGGUACCACCGAUGAUUCCUUUCAUUACGGUAGCAAGAAAGAAGUUUAUUGGAGUCGCGAAGAAUCUUUGACUUCCAUCAUUCAAGUGGAAAUAGUCGAUCUUCCUGUUUCGUCCAUUGAAGCGUCCAUCGAAGAAGAAUUCGGUUCAGAUCAGGUAUUGGGCGGCAUCUUUGGACACACCAUCAGACGGCUGAGUUCCCAGUUUAGGCAGCUCUUGAUAAUUGCCCAACAGCUCAUGGCCGGACAGAUCAAUUUUGUUCGUCGUGAUGCUGUCGGAAGUAACAACAGAGCACUUGAACGUGAUCGCUUUGGCUUGCAUAAAUUGAUCCUCAUCGUCACUCGUCCGGGUAAAUUGUUCGCCAUGGACACAUUGUCUGGCCGGAUCGUUUGGCAGCGAUUGCUGAAGAAUGUCAACACUGACAAACUUCGCCUGUACGUCCAGCGCACCAGCAUUCACUACCCACUGGAGCCUCAGUGUAUCAUUUUGGCCAAGAGUUCCACUUCCAAACAAGGCAUUUUGUUCGUCUUUCAUCCAAUAACUGGUGAACCAGGAAACUUUGGUAGCGAAGGCUACGUCAACCUGGGCUUCAAUGUGCAGCAGGCUCUACUUUUACCUCAGAAUGAAGAAACCGAGUACAUUAAACCGUUGUUGCUUCUCGAUGAAUCUGCUGUUCCACACGUGUUUCCACCGACCGAAUCAGCGCUAAGCCACGUAGUAAAAAUGUCCGACAACUUGUUCGUGUUUGUAGCCGACACAAAGAGCUGCGUGCUACGUGGUUACUCGCUUGCCAAAAGCACGACUGACCAUCUCUCUUCUGCCCCUGUUUGGCAGUUACAACUUUGCUCAUCGAAUGACGUGGUGGAGGAAGAAAUCGUUUCCAUCGUCUCUCGUCACCCAGAAGAGAAGGUAUUUUCGCAAGGCCGCGUAUUGGCCGAUCGAAGCGUUCUCUACAAAUACCUAAACCCUAACAUGGUGGUGGUGGCGACUGCCGGAACGAAUCACCCGCACCAUCGUGGUUAUUUCAAUCUUUAUUUGAUUGACGUAGUCUCUGGAGCUGUGGUCUUUUCCACUUCUCAUCGCCGCGUUCAGUCGCCUUACCAUGUAGUCUACGCCGAGAAUUGGAUCGUCUACUCUUAUUACAACGAAAAAUACCGCAGGACCGAGUUGAGUUCGCUCGAGCUGUUCGAAGGACAAACGCAAAGCAACAGCACAGCGUUUUCUUCUUUUUCGGCGCCUCAACCUCUGGUGGACAGACAGGCGUACAUCUACCCGGCCCACAUCACGGCAAUGAAAGAUACUUUCUCCGAACAGGGAAUGACGGCCAAACAUAUUUUGCUUGGACUUUCAAAUGGCUGGAUACAAGAAAUGCCACGCGUUUUCUUGGACCCUCGCCGACCAGUUGUGGCUGCCGCUACACCUGAAAUGCGCGAAGAAGGUAUCAUGCCUUAUUUGCCCGAACUGCCUAUCCCGGCUGAAGCCAUCGUCAAUUACAAUCAGACAGUUUUCAACAUAAAGAAAAUUCACGUUACCCCGUCUUCACUAGAAUCUACUGCAAUGGUCUUUGCCUGCGGCUUGGACAUUUUCUUCACUCACGUGACGCCCUCGCGAACCUUUGACGUUCUCAAUGAUGACUUUGAAUAUGGUUUUAUCGCAUUGGUUUUGACCGGAUUGACGCUGGCUUCUUUCAUCACCAAACGGUUGGCGUCCAAAAAAUCACUUCGACAAGCCUGGAAGUAAAAUUUGAAAAUGAACAGUAUGGCAUUAUUGGCCGACUAUUAAAAUUAACAAGAAAAAAAUACCCAUUCCCCUCUAUCCUGUGUGUUUGUGUGCGUGAAUGUGUUCCGCUAGCUGUUGAGAUUUCAACCAUCCAGGUCAGCUGCCCGUUUGUAGUUGGGGCUAGUCAGAGGUUUUCAUUAAACUUUUUAAACGCCAAAAAA
Messenger RNA from Daphnia pulicaria, 3023 nucleotides. It is a transcript of the gene EMC1, whose product is annotated as ER membrane protein complex subunit 1-like. Lineage: Eukaryota; Metazoa; Arthropoda; Branchiopoda; Diplostraca; Daphniidae. Gene Ontology annotation, biological process: protein folding in endoplasmic reticulum. The record is from RefSeq and is a predicted model, not a curated record. Bases 52 to 2823 code for a protein of 923 amino acids. Gene Ontology annotation, molecular function: protein binding. The transcript is spliced from 8 exons. Gene Ontology annotation, cellular component: EMC complex.